AAAAGAAAAGAAAAGAAAAAGGAAAAAGGAAAAAAAAACAAGGGAUAAAGUUUUCAACUACAAAAUAUAUAUUUAAAAGAGAGGAGGGAACUGGAGAAACGGUAAUGAUUCAUAAUAAAUUAAAUAAAUUUAUCAGAAACAAGAAGUAAUAAUAAGAAUAAAACUUCAUUAAAAUAAUCAUCAAGAUAAAAGUAAAUGAAAUAAGAAAAGAAAAAAAAAGAAGAAAAAUAACGAAAGAAAAAUCAUUUGAAAUCAACUCAUCAUUAUAUUAUUAUGGUCAUUUAUCAAUAACAAUAACAACAGAAAAAACAAAAAACAAAAAAGGUUACAUGGAUUACACUUAUUCAUGAUUACAUCAUCAAUGUUACAUGUGUGUGUGUGUGUGUGUAUUUAUAUAUUACUCAAUUAAGGAAGAAUACAUAUAUGUAUAUAUAUAUAUAUAUGUAUACAAUGAACAUUCAAUAUAAGAUAUAACAAAGAAAACACAACAUAACAUAGCAACUAAUUUAUAUUCAAUAGAUUGUUUAUUAUAUACCAUUGAAAGGAUUCAAAGGAUCCAUCUUGAUGGAUUAUAUAUACAUAUAUAUAUGUAAUAUGAAUAAUAUUCAUUAUGGAGUUAUAUAAUUCAAUGUUUAUUUUAUAUGAUUGUAUAUCCUUUUGAUUAUGGAAAAUCAUCUUGAUCAUAAAUUGAAUGAUAUAGAAUCUGAUUCAAAGUUAUUUUAUGAAAAGAUUCAACGAAAUUAUUCAGACUGUAAUCAACCAUGGAAUAUACUUAGUGAAGUUAUUAAACAAGUGAAACAAGAAUGUUUUGAACGUGUAAAAUGUUUGGAAGAAGAAAAUUUAAUUCUACAACAACGUUAUAAAGAACUUGAAGAAAGGGUUUUACCAUUAACCAAAUCAUUAAAUAAACAUGAAGAUCUUAAAGAAUAUAUAAAAUUUUUAUAUACUAAUCAAAUGAAUUCAACUACAGUUAAUUUAACAUCAAAUUCAUAUGUUGAUAUAAACAAUUCUAAUACAAUAGAACAAUUAACUAAUCUUUUACUCUAUACAAAUAUAUCACAAAAGGAUAUUUUAUUCAAUUAUCAUCAAUUACAUAAAAGAGUAGCUCAAUUGGAACAAAUCAAUUCUUUAUUAUGUUCAAUUAUAUGCAAUGAAGGAUUCAUUCCAAUCUUAGAUAAGAAACUAUUAAACAAUAAUAAUAAUAAUAAUAAUAAUAAUAAUAAUAAUAAUGAAAUAAAUUCAACAUUCCAUUCCCCUUUAAAGAAUUUAUCAAGAAUGAAUUAUCAUCAUUCAAUAGAAAACUUAUCUUUAUAUAAUACUACUAAUGAAACUACUGAUAAACACAAAAGUACUACUAGUACUAGUACUAGUACUACUACUACUACUAGUACUACUACUACUACUACUACUACUACUACUACUAAUAAUAAUAAUAAUAAUAAUAAUAAUAAUAAUAAAACUAACGAUUUUGUACAGAAUACUAUAGAUCAUCAUCAAUUAUCUUUAUUGAAUAAAUGUACAGUUCAACAACCAUUUGAUUAUACAAAUAUGAAUAUUUCACAAUUCUAUACACAACAACAACAACAACAACAACCAUUCAAUUCAAUAAAAUUCACAUGGAUACAAUCAAAAUCAUUACCUAAUUUAAAAAUCAAUUCAAUGUUAAAAAAAACUUCAUUAUGGAGAAAUUCUUUCAAAUUAUUCACUCAUUCAUUAUCAUUCAUUCCUAACAUUAAUUAUCCAAUUCAACCAUCAAAAAAACAAACCAUAGUAACAAGAUCAUCUAAUAGUUGCCAUGUUAUACAAACUAUUUAUCAUACCAUUAAAACAAAAUCUAAUAAAGACAAGUUCAAUACACUAUUAUCUAAACGAUGGAUACAAUUACAUAAUCUAUCAUUGAAUAAAUAUCAAUAUAAUAUUCAUCAAAUACAUAAUCAUAUUAUAUUAGGAUCAAAAAGUUUACCAUUAAUCGAUAAUCAAUCAAUGGAUUAUUGGAAGAACACUUUAAAAUCAUCUCUAAUCAAUCAUAAUCAAUUAAUUCAUUCAUAUUCAUUAUAUAAUUUACAUAUUAAUAAUAUUCCAUUAAAAACGAUCAUAGAAACUAAUUCUAAUCGAUUAAGUGAUCAUAAAUUAGUAAUCAAUAAUAUUAGUUCAGAUCAUAAUAAUAAUAAUAAUAAUAAUAAUAAUAAUAAUAAUAAUAAUAAUAAUAAUAAUAAUAAUGAUUGUAAACAUGAUAAGAAAAUAAGUCAUUGUAUAAAACAAUCUAAAGUUUCUAUAUCAUCAUCGUCAUCCUCACCAUCAUCAUCAUCAUCAUCAUCAUCAUCCUCACCAUCACCAUCAUCAUCAUCACCUAAUCAAAGUAUUGAAUAUCUAUCGAAUUCAAAACAAAUUUUAUGCAGGGAUCAAAAAUUACGUUAUCAUUAUCCAUUACGUUCAACUAUGUUACAUUCCAAUACAAUAACAUUAAUGAAUAAAAAGAAAUUGAUUCAAAGUUAUGAUUUAGAAAGUCAUUUAAGUAUUUAUGAUACAUUUCGUAAAUUUCAUAAUGCACGUAAAAAUUUACAAUUUGGUGUAUUUAGUGAUACAGAAUUAUUAACUAGUAAAUUUACAAUAACAUCUACUGAUGAUUCAGCUAUUGAUAGUUGGUGUGAUGAUGAUUUAUAUAGUUCUUCUAUGGAUUCAUUAUAUAUUAAAAAUUAUUUUAUCAAAUCUAAUAAAAAAAGAAAUUAUGUUAUGAAUAAUACUAGUACUAGUAGUAGUACGACGACAAUGACGAUGAUGACUACGACGGUGACGACGAUGACGACGACGAUGACGACGACGACCAGUACUAGGACUACUACUAAUAGUAAUGAUAAUGAAGAUGUUUCUUUUAGUAAUAGUAGUAAUAGACAGAAACGAAUAUCAACCAUAUCAAAUAUAAAUGAUCAUAAUAAUGAAUCAAUCAAUAUUGAAAUGAAUAGAUCAAUUAAUGAAAAUACAAAUAAAAAUGACACUUCAAUUAUAUUGGAUUAUAAACAGAAUAGUAUUGAAUGUAAUAAUAGAAUACAAACAUUGAAGAAGAUCAAUCCACCAGAAGUAAACAAUGUUUUACAAUGUAAAAACCAUUCUUUGGAUCCAAAAUCUCUUAAAAAUUCUUCUGAAGCUUCAAGUGAUUCACAAUGUAAUCUUAAAGUUGUUGCUCCACCACCAGUGGUUAUCUAUAGGAGAAGAUUUCAAAAGUUUACAUCUAAAAGAAUAUCAAAGUUUACUGAUCGACAAAAAUCUGCUAAUUGUAAAAAUAUGGAAGAAAUAAACUCUUCUAUGAAUAAGACUGAGAAUAGAAUAAACCCUACUCUAACUAUUAAUAAUCCAUUACAGACAAAUAUGAAACAUUCAAAGAUAACAUUAUCUAAUGAGAAUAAUCAUAGUAGUAAUGUAGAAAUGAUGAAAGAAAUGUCUCAGUCAAAUAGAUAUCCCUGUCAUUUCAUCACAUCAGAACAAAAUAAAUUAUCUUUUCAAAAUGUUACAAAAGAGAAACCAUUUCAAAUGAUUGAUAAAGUUGGAAAUAAUUGUUCAAUCAAGACAUUACAUAGACCAAAACACUGUUUGAAUACGAAAACCCAAUUAUCACCAACAACAACAUCAUCAUCAUCAUCAUCAUCAUCAUUACCAUUAAUAUCGAUUUCUCAGAAUUCAAAAAUAAGAAUACCUCAAUUGAUGGGUACUACAACAUGUAUACCCAUGUCACCAAUACUAUCUUCUUGUUGUUCUAAUGAAAUGAAUGAUAAACCUAAUUGUAGGUUAUCAUCAUCUAUGACGUUGAAAACAUCAAAUACUGUUAAUAAAUCCUGUCAUUCUAAUACAUUGAAUUCUUCUGAAAUUCGUCGUCUUAGAACUAUAUCACAUAGUCCUAUAAAAUCUCUUUCGAAUACAGCAUCAAACGAUAGAAAAGAAUUGAAAAUGAACAUUAUGGCAUCAUCCUCUUCAUCAUCUUCAUCAUCAUCAUCAUCAGCAGCAGCAGCAUCAGCAUCAUCAAAAUCAUCUCCAACAUCACCGAUUUUAUCAAAAAUGAAUACGUUUAACUUAGUAUCUAAUGACAAUUGUAGUUUACAAUCAUCAUCAAUGAUUGAUAGUAGUAAAACUAUGCUCAUUGAGAAGAUUUCAAAGAUUCCUACUACUCUUUCUUGUCUUUCUCCUUUUACUUCUUACACUACUACUACUACUACUACUACUACUACUACUACUACUACUACUACUUCUACUUCCUCAAUGACCACAGCUAUGAUAGAUUCAUCAUUGAAAAAGUUUAAUAAAAUAAUUCAUAAACCUAAAAUGAAUUCAGAGAAAUUACAUAGACGUAUAUAUUGUAAUAAUCAUAUGACAGAAUAUAAUCAUCAAAUUACACCAUCAAUCUCUAUACCACCACCUAUACCACCACGUACUACAUCAAGAUCAUAUACAUAUCAAGGAAAAAUGAUAAUAUUAAAGUCUAAAUGUCUUAGUGUUACUAAUAGUCCUUCUAUGUCUAAUCAUAAUGAAGUGGAUAUACAUAAUGAUACAAAGAAUUGUUAUAAUCAUUACUCUUUAAACCAUUAUUCAUCUUCUAUAAAUCAUGAAAAAAUCAAUAUAAACCCAUCACAAAGUGAAUCUUUGAAUGAACUAAACAACUUAGGUACUAGUACUACUACUACUACUAUUAGUAGUAGUAGUAGUAGUAAUUUAUCAUCUUUCUCUUCACAAUGGAAACGUCCAUUUCAAUCUAAAAUAGCUACAGCUGUUAGUACACAUUAUAAAUAUCCUAUAGAACAUUCAUUAUUGAAAUCUUCAAGUAUUUCAUCUACAUCAAUAUCAUCAUCAUCAUCACCACCAUCAUCAUCAUCAUCAUCAUCAUCAUCAUCACCAUUAUCUUCAGGGAUUCUUUUCACAACUCAUAAUGAUCUAUUAACAGAUUCAUCAAAAUAUAUUACUAAUAAAAUAUAUAAUAAACAGUAUAAUCAUAUACAUAAUAUGAAUAAUGAACAAAUAGAACAUAAAUUAAUAUAUCCAAUCAAUUAUUAUUAUAAUCCUACAUUAGAUAAUACAGAUUUUCAUACACAAUUCAAUACAACCACUACAAUAACAACAUCAAUGACACCAAUACAUGAGAAUCGAUUCAUUGAAACUUCAUAUCCACAUCAACAAUGUGCAUUACAUUUACAAAAAUAUUCUCUAUCUUAUCAUCCACAUCUUCAACAACAUCAUCAUCAUCACCACCACCACCAGCAGCAGCAGCGACAACAACAACAACAACAACCGUUGUAUUAUUCUCAACAUUCAAAAUUGUUUCAAACUUUAGAAGCAAAUUCCCAUUCACCACAUCAUCCUCAUCAUCCUCCUCCUCCUCAUCAUCAUCAUCAUACAGUCAAUGAUACCGUCACUAAUCAUAACAUAACAAUAACUGAUCCAUUAGUUUAUAAUAAACAUCCAUCAUCAAUUUAUACAAUAAACAAAUAAUCAAAUUACAAUCAAAGUAAUAAGAAAAAAUAAAGAAAGAAUGACUCUAUUCAACUCACAUGUUAAUAUUAGACUAAUGUAAUAUAUAGUGUUAUUCGUGUAUCAUUUAAGUUUGAUAUGAAGGGUGGCUGUGGGAGUGGCGGUGGUGGUGGUGGUGGUGGUGUUAAUGGUAGUGGGGGGGUACGGUAAUGUAUACAAUACCCAUAGUUAAUAUGAUAAAAAAAGAGAAAGAAAAAAAAAAGAAGAAGAACAGAAUAACACUACUUAUAUUUGUUUGUUUGUUUGUUUUUGUCUUUUGUUUGUUUGUAUGUUUGUAUGUUUAUUUUUUCAUCUUACCUACUAGGACCAUUACAAUAAAAUAAUCAAUUAAAAAAGUAGGUACUAUACUACUGUUGUAUAGUUGUAUAGUAAUGGAUGAAUGUUUAUGAAAUUUAUAUUUCUGUUCAUUUUUCUUUCUUUGUUUUUUUUGGUUUCUUUUUCAUAAUAUGUAAUCUAAUGUAUGAUUUUGAGUAAGUAGAGAAGAUUUAUAGCUCAGGUGAAUGAUUUCGAUGAAGUUUUGUUGAGAUGGUGGAGAAGAUUUAUAGCUCAGGUGAAUGAUUUCGAUGAAGUUUUAUUGUUCUUUGAACUAGAUAAUAGUUCCAUGAUCAGACAAUCUAGCUCAAAGAACAAAACAGAUGUAUGAUUAAUGAAUCUACUACUACUGCUAAUAAUAAUAAUAAUAAUGUAUAAUGUAAACAUUAAAUAAACACAAAUUAUUACUGUUCAAUAAAUCCAUUUGGUAUCUUCUAUCUUCUUAUGGUUGCAUUAGGACUGUAAUUGAUCAACCUCUCUCUUAUUGACAUAUGUGCAUCCUGUACGUAUUGCCUCGAUAUUGCUUUAAUCUACAAGCAUUAUAACCAAAGAUAGAUAGUGGCUAGCAUUGAAAUCCAGUUGGACAAGCGUUUCGUCCUAUUUGGAACUGUUCAACUGAAUGUACCUGCAUCUCACAGUUAAUAUUCAAUCUGGAAUUCGAACUCAGUACCAUUCGUUU
Molecule: messenger RNA, 6505 nt
Organism: Schistosoma spindalis
Lineage: Eukaryota; Metazoa; Platyhelminthes; Trematoda; Strigeidida; Schistosomatidae
Source: the annotation of a GenBank genome assembly